Molecule: messenger RNA, 4488 nt
Organism: Anas platyrhynchos (mallard)
Lineage: Eukaryota; Metazoa; Chordata; Aves; Anseriformes; Anatidae
Gene: GABBR1
Product: gamma-aminobutyric acid type B receptor subunit 1
Biological process (GO): gamma-aminobutyric acid signaling pathway; G protein-coupled receptor signaling pathway
Cellular component (GO): G protein-coupled receptor heterodimeric complex; membrane
Molecular function (GO): G protein-coupled GABA receptor activity
Source: RefSeq, a predicted model, not a curated record
CCGCAGGUGACAGCAGCGGUGACGUCCCCACCGACGGCCAGCAUGGAGGGGACAGGACGGAUCCUGCCCCACGGCAGGGUGCUGCUGGUGCUGCUGGCGCUGAGUGCGGCGUGCGGCCAGGCGGCCGUACGCGUCAACCUGACGGAAGGUAGGUGGGAGGCCGACGCGUCCUCUGCCGCGUCCUCCACCGCUGCGUCCUCCACCGCCUCCAUCACAUCUCCGGCAUGUCCCCGCCGCAGUCCCAACAAUCCCCGCGGUGUCCUCCACCACGUCCUCCGCCACGUGCCCGUGGUGUCCUCCACCUCGUCCUCUACCACGUCCUCCACCCACCACAUCCCCAUGGUGUCCUCUACCAUGUCCUCCACGGUGUCCCUACAAUGUCCCCAGUAACCUCCGUGGUGUCCCCCACCAAGUCUUCAACCACGUCCUCCGGUGUGUCCUCCUCCACAUCCCCACCGCGUCCUCCACCAAAUCCCGACCGUGUUUUCCUUUGCGGUGUCCUCUGCCCUGUCCUCCACCCUGUCCUCCUCCAUAUCCCAACCAUGUCCUCCUCUACUGUGUCCUCCACCAUGUCCCCCACCACAUCCUCCACCAUGUCCUCCAGUACUUCCCUACCAUGUCCUCUUCUCCCAUGUCCUCCAGCACAUCCCCACUACGUCCUCCACCACAUCCUCCACUACAUCCCUACCAUGUCCUCCUCUACCACAUCCUCCACCAUGUCCUCCAGCACAUCCCUACCAUGUCCUCUUCCACCAUGUCCCCCACUACAUCUCCACCACGUCCUCCACCACAUCCUCCAGUACUUCCCUGCCAUGUCCUCCUCUACCCUGUCCUCCACCAUGUCCUCCAGCACAUCCCUACCAUGUCCUCCUCCACUGUGUCCUCCACCACAUCCCCCACUACAUCCCCACCAUGUCCUCUUCUACCACAUCCUCCACCAUGUCUUCCUCUACCACGUCCUCUACCACGUCCUCCAGUACUUCCCUACCGUGUCCUCCUCCACUGUGUCCUCCACCAUGUCCCCCACUACAUCCCCACCACAUCCUUAACCACAUGCUCCAGCACAUCCCUACCAUGUCCUCUUCAACCAUGUCCUCCAGCACAUCCUCACCACAUCCUCCUCUACCACGUCCCCCGCUACAUCCCCACCAUGUCCUCUUCUACCACAUCCUCCACCAUGUCUUCCUCUACCACGUCCUCUACCAUGUCCUCCACUACGUCCCCGCUGGAUCCUCUUCUACUGCGUCCUUCACUAUGUCCACCAGAACAUCCCUACCAUGUCCUCCUCCACUGUGUCCUCCACCAUGUCCACCACGUCCUCCAGCACAUCCUCACCACAUCCUCCUCUACCACGUCCCCCACUACAUCCCCACCACGUUCUCUUCUACCACAUCCUCCACCACGUGCUCCAGCACAUCCCUGCCAUGUCCUCCUCCACCAUGCCCCCCACUACAUCCCCACCGCGUCCUCCACCAUGUCCUCCAGCACGUCCCUACCGCAUCCUCCUCCGCCGCGUCCCCGCCGCCUCCUCGGCCGCGUCCUCCGUCUCGUCCCCGCCGCAGGCUGUGAAAUCAUCCACCCGCCGCGGGACGGGGGCAUCCGCUACCGGGGGCUGACCCCGGAGGAGGUCCAGAGCGUCCGCUUCCUCCCCUUCGACUAUGAGAUCGAGUACGUCUGCCGCCCCGACCGUGAGAUCGUGGGGCCCAAGGUGCGCAAAUGCCAGCGCAACGGCACCUGGACUGCCAUGGGACACCCCAGCCGCUGCUUGCGGACUUGCCCCAAAAUGCACCUGAGCCUGGAGAACGGGCAGGCGGUGGCGCGGGCGAUGGAGCGGGUGCCAGUGGAGGGGACGUGGACUGAGUACAGCUGCAACCCCGGGUUCCGCCUGCUGGGCAGCCCCCGCAGUAACUGCACCAAGCUGGGGCGGUGGAGCACCCCGAAACCCGUCUGUGAGCUUCGUCGCCCUCUCUCAGGCAAGAAGGCCGUGCACGUCGGGGCACUCUUCCCCAUGAGCGGGGGGUGGCCGGGGGGGCAAGCGUGCCUGCCCGCCGUCCGCAUGGCGCUGGAGGACGUCAACAGCCGGAGGGACAUCCUGCCCGACUACGAGCUGCGCCUCAUCCACCAUGACAGCAAGUGUGACCCAGGCCAGGCCACCAAGUACCUCUAUGAGCUGCUCUACAACGACCCCAUCAAGAUCAUCCUCAUGCCCGGCUGCAGCAGCGUCUCCACGCUUGUGGCCGAAGCCGCCCGCAUGUGGAACCUGAUUGUGCUCUCCUACGGCUCAAGCUCCCCUGCCCUCUCCAACCGCCAGCGCUUCCCCACUUUCUUCCGCACCCACCCCUCGGCCACUCUGCACAACCCCACGCGUGUCCAGCUCUUCAAGAAGUGGGGCUGGACCAAGAUCGCCACCAUCCAGCAGACCACGGAGGUCUUCACCUCGACCCUUGAUGACCUGGACCAGCGGGUGAAGGAAGCCGGCCUGGAGAUCACCUUCCGCCAGAGCUUCUUCUCUGACCCUGCCGCACCUGUGCGCAACCUCAAGCGCCAGGACGCCCGUAUCAUUGUGGGGCUCUUCUACGAGACAGAGGCGCGUAAGGUCUUCUGCGAGGUCUACAAGGAGAAGCUGUAUGGCAAGAAGUACGUCUGGUUCCUCAUCGGCUGGUACGCCGACAACUGGUUCCGCAUCAAAGACCCGGCCAUCAACUGCACCGAGGCGGAGAUGGCCGAGGCCGUGGAGGGGCACGUCACCACCGAGAUCGUCAUGCUCAACCCUGAGAACACCCGCAGUAUCUCCAACAUGACGUCCCAGGAGUUCAUCGAGAAGCUGCAGAAGAGGCUGGGGAAGAACCCAGAGGAGACGGGCGGCUUCCAGGAGGCGCCGCUGGCCUAUGAUGCCAUCUGGGCGCUGGCCCUGGCCCUCAACAAGACCUCAGCAGAGCUGGUCAAGAAGGGGCUGCGCCUGGAGGACUUCAACUACAACAACAAGAACAUCACCGAUGAGAUCUACCGGGCCCUCAACUCCUCCGCUUUUGAGGGUGUCUCGGGCCACGUUGUCUUUGACGCCAGUGGGUCCCGCAUGGCCUGGACACUCAUCGAGCAGCUUCAAGGAGGUGUCUACAAGAAGAUCGGCUACUACGACAGCACCAAGGACAACCUCUCCUGGUACAACAACGACAAGUGGAUCGGAGGUGCCCCACCAGCUGACUACACCAAGGUCAUCACCACCUUUCGGUUCCUGUCCCAGAAGCUCUUCAUCUCUGUCUCAGUGCUGGCUUCGCUGGGCAUCCUCUUGGCCAUCAUCUGCUUGGCCUUCAACAUCUACAAUGGGCACGUCCGGUACAUCCAGAACUCCCAGCCCUACCUGAACAACAUGACGGCCGUGGGCUGCACGCUGGCACUCGCUGCCGUCUUCCCCCUGGGGCUGGAUGGAUACCACAUCGGGCCAGGGCUCUUCCCCUUUGUCUGCCAGGCCCGGCUGUGGCUGCUCGGGCUGGGGUUCAGCCUGGCUUACGGCAGCAUGUUCACCAAGAUCUGGUGGGUCCACACCGUCUUCACCAAGAAGGAGGAGAAGAAAGAGAAGCGGAAGACCCUGGAGCCGUGGAAGCUGUAUGCCACCGUGGGGCUGCUGGUGGGGCUGGACGUGGUGACGCUGAUCAUCUGGCAGAUCGUGGACCCCCUGCACCGCACCAUUGAGGAGUUCACCAAAGAGGAGCCCAAGACGGACACGGACGUCUCCAUCCUGCCCCAGCUGGAGCACUGCAGCUCCACCAAGAUGAACACGUGGCUCGGGAUAUUUUAUGGCUUCAAGGGGCUGCUCCUGCUGCUGGGCAUCUUCCUGGCGUACGAGACCAAGAGCGUGUCCACCGAGAAGAUCAACGACCACCGUGCCGUGGGCAUGGCCAUCUACAACGUGGCGGUCCUCUGCCUCAUCACCGCGCCCGUCACCAUGAUCCUCAGCAGCCAGCAGGACGCGGCCUUCGCCUUCGCCUCGUUGGCCGUCGUCUUCUCCUCCUACAUCACCUUGGUCGUCCUCUUUGUGCCCAAGAUGCGGCGCCUCAUCACCCGGGGCGAGUGGCAGUCGGAGCAGCAGGACACGAUGAAGACGGGCUCAUCCACCAACAACAACGAGGAAGAGAAGUCCCGGCUGCUGGAGAAGGAGAACCGGGAGCUGGAGAAGAUCAUCGCCGAGAAGGAGGAGCGGGUGUCGGAGCUCCGCCAGCAGCUCCAGGACCGCCAGCAGCUCCGCUCGCGCCGCCGCCCUCCAACCCCUCCCGGGAGGCCGAUAACCAUUUUGCCCCGGGGUUGGGGGCCGCCCCGACCCCCCGACAAAUUGGGACGGGGCAACUGUGACGGCAGCCGGGUCCACCUCCUCUACAAGUGACCCCUUCGGGGGGGGGAUGCGAGGCGAAGAGCUGGGAUUUGGGGCUAAGAAGGGUGGGUCCAAAGAGGGCGGGGCUAAGCAGGGUGGGGCUGUGGGGGGCGGAGCCU